AUGCAGAUGAAGCUCUCACGCCACGCUAGCGCGAUCAUAAUUUUCUGCGUUGCGUCUCUCGUGUCCCUGGUGAAUGCUCAGGGUGGAAACGAGUCUACAAUUUAUGAGACCCAAUUCGAAAAUGUCACCUGGGACGCAACCAACUGGGUUCUGACCACGAACAACCUUGAUCAAGGACAUUACCAAUCUCGUGGUAUCGUUGCCAAUGGAUACAUCGGAAUCAAUGUAGCGUCUCUGGGUCCCUUCUUCGAAUUUGACGUUCAAGUGGAUGGCGACAAUGUUCAAGGCUGGCCAUUGCAGAAUCGGCGCCAGAGUUUUGCAACUGUUGGUGGAUUCUGGGAUUCUCAACCUACCACGAACCGCACCAAUUUCGAGUGGCUAUAUCAGUAUGGAGGAGAUUCUGUUAUCAGUGGCAUCCCACACUGGAGUGCGAUUGUAAUCGACCUUGGGGGCGAAAACUUCCUAGCUGCAUCUACGAAUGCAUCCACCGUUCGCAACUUUGAGUCAAGCUAUGACUUCAAGCGAGGCUUGUUGAGCUGGACUUAUACUUGGUCUCCCAGCGGGGCAGGAUCCUUCAAUGUUUCUUAUCAACUCUUCACACACAAGCUCAACAUCAACCAAGCAUUUGUGACCCUUAAUGUCACAGCUGAGGAGACAACGAACCUGACUGUUGCUAAUGUGUUGAAUGGCGAUGCUGCAGUGCGAUCUACACCAGCGGAGAAGGGUGUUGAUGCCGGGAUCAUCUUCACAUCAGUCAAACCGAAUGGCGUCAACAAUGUAACAGCAUUUAUCUAUGCUGGGUUGAAUGUUACUGGGGCCACAGUCCGCAAUACUCAGCAGGCGACAUGGGAUCGACCAUAUGUGGGCAACAAUGAAUCUUCGGUGGCCACGGGCAUCAAUGUCACACUGGAGGCUGGCCAAACAGCUACAUUCACUAAAUUUGUGGGUAUUGCGUCGUCUGAUGGAUAUGCUUCACCCAGAGAUGUGGCGCGAGAUGCAGCUUUAAACGCCAGACAAGUUGGUUAUAGUGCUUCGCUCGAAACACACGUACAAGAGUGGAGGGAGCUCUUCCCGGAGACUUCUGUUGAUGACUAUUCAUAUCCUGAGAAUGGAACUCUCCCGGAUGAUCCCUUGAUCAUUGAGUCAUCAAUCAUUGCAGUCGUCAAUCCUUACUAUUUGCUUCAAAAUACCGUCUCCGCAAACGCGGAAGCCGCUGCUGGCAACGCCACGAUCAACAGCCACAGCAUUGCGGUUGGUGGGUUGGGAUCGGAUUCAUACGCUGGAUUGAUCUUCUGGGAUGCAGAGACAUUCAUGCAGCCAGGUCUUGUACCAACAUUCCCGUCGACGGGUAGAUCAUUCGCCAACUACCGAGUGGAACGCUAUGGGCAAGCACAGGCCAACAUCGAAACGGCGUACCAAUCAUCGAAAAACAAUACAAACUUCACUUCCAACAGCGCAAUCUUUCCAUGGACCAGUGGCCGCUAUGGCAAUUGCACAGCCUCAGGUCCUUGCUGGGAUUACCAAUAUCAUCUUAAUGGCGAUAUCGGACAGUCUUUCAGUAAUUACUGGCUCACUUCGGGAGAUACGGAGUACUUUGAAGAGUCACUAUUCCCAAUAUAUGAUUCUAUCGGGUAUCUAUACUCGGAGAUCCUUGUUCGGAACGGUGGCAGCUGGACGGUCGAAAACAUGACCGACCCGGAUGAGUAUGCAAAUCACAUCGACAACGGAGGCUUCACACUGGCGUCGGUUUCCAACCAUCUCAACUAUGCGAAUCAAUUCCGCUCGUACUUCAACACUACUCCGAACGAGACCUGGACGGAACAAGCGCAGAACGUACUUUUCUCCACGGAUGUUGAGGCCAACAUCGUUCUUGAAUACCCCGAAAUGAACGGCAGCACCAGCGUCAAGCAAGCCGAUAUCAUCCUCAUCACAUAUCCUCUCUCUUACACAGGCCAAAACUAUACCGCUGAACGCUCGCUUUCUGAUCUCGACUACUACGCUGCGAAGCAAUCGAUCGACGGACCAGCUAUGACCUGGGCGAUAUUCAGCAUCAUCGCCAAUCAAGUUUCUCCAUCGGGCUGCUCGGCAUACACCUAUCAACAAUACUCAUACUCCCCAUACGUGCGAGCUCCAUGGUUCCAAUUCUCCGAACAACUGACCGACAACUGGAACGACAACGGCGGGACACACCCAGCAUAUCCGUUCUUGACCGGACACGGCGGCGCAAAUCAAGUCUUGCUGUUUGGCUAUCUCGGUCUUCGACUGAUCCCAGGCUUCACACUGCACAUCGACCCGGCACUGCCGCCUCAGAUCCCACAGCUCCGUUACCGCACAUUCCACUGGCACGGCCACCCGAUCACGGCUUUCUCCAACCAGACACACACCAUUCUCAGCCGCAACGCAAGCAUCACCCCGGCCGAGGGCGCCUCACCCAACAGCACCUUCGCCACAUCCCCUAUCCCGAUCAUCGUCGGCGGCCUAGGCAGCGCCUCGUCCGCGAACUACUCGCUCGCGCCAAACUCGAGCAUCACAAUCCCGAACCGGCUCUACAGCCAGCUGCGCACGACCGCAGACAACCUAGCACAAUGCGUCGCCGCGACGAGCCCGGACGAGUUUCUCCCUGGCCAAUUCCCGAUCGGUGCAGUCGACGGCGCCGCCUCGACGAAAUGGCAGCCGAGCCUCGCGAACGAAACGGCCAGCCUGACGGUGAGCCUGGAGCCGGGCCACCGCGUGCGCGCCCUCGAGUUCGACUGGGGCCAGGCCCCGCCCUACAACUACAGCGUGUACUUCCACAACGUGACGCUGGACGACCCGUCGGCCGCGGACCUCAAUGCCACCGCCGGCAACGACAUCGUGCAGGUCGUCAGCCAGCGCGUCGAGAUCACAAAGCCGUACGAUGCCCAGGCCAUCCUGGAGAUCGAGGCCGUGCAGGCGAACAUCACGACGUUCAAUGUCUCGAGUGGUGGUGGUGGUUCUCAGGCAUUGUAUACGAGUCGCUUCGCGACGCUGCAGAUCUGGGGCAGUCUGGCGAAUUCGUCGACCAACGCGACCAAUAUGUUUGGUGAUGGUGCCACGGUUGCCGAGUUCAAUGUCAUUGUGGAUGGACUGGACCCCGACUUGAAUGCUGCUGCUUCGGGCAAUGGUAGUAGUUCGAGCACGAGGAAGAGAGAUCUCAGUGGAAGGUUUGGGCAGGGACAUGGGCAGGGACAGUUGAGGGACGUGGAUAUGGAGUUUUUGAGGAAGUUGGGAAGGGUCAGAGGUCGUAGGUCCUAG
This is a messenger RNA of Exophiala bonariae, 3273 nucleotides long. RefSeq lists its product as uncharacterized. The record is from RefSeq and is a predicted model, not a curated record. Gene Ontology annotation, molecular function: carbohydrate binding; alpha,alpha-trehalase activity. The coding region runs from base 1 to 3273 and encodes 1090 amino acids. Gene Ontology annotation, biological process: trehalose catabolic process. NCBI's taxonomy places the organism in Eukaryota, Fungi, Ascomycota, Eurotiomycetes, Chaetothyriales, Herpotrichiellaceae. Gene Ontology annotation, cellular component: fungal-type cell wall. The transcript has a single exon.